Molecule: messenger RNA, 1298 nt
Organism: Cuscuta epithymum
Lineage: Eukaryota; Viridiplantae; Streptophyta; Magnoliopsida; Solanales; Convolvulaceae
Source: the annotation of a GenBank genome assembly
CUUAUGCAAUAUCCCUCCCCAAAGAAAGACAAGGAAUCGUAGCGAGAGGAUGACCACCACCACCACAUUGCCGAUGGCGUCUAUGCUUCCGUCCUCUUCGCCCUCAACCUUUUCCCUCAGGCGAAGUUGUUUUAGUGUAAUGUGCUCAUCUAACAGUAGCAGAAGCAGUGCCAAGAUCUCCUUGCCUCCGGUUAACCCUGGAGACCCCUUCCUGACGAAGCUAGCUUCAGUCGCUGCUAAAAAUCCUGAAGCUCUCUAUAAUCGGACAGCCGAUUCUGAUGAGCCUCCGUAUUUGGAUAUCUUUGACUCCCCCACGCUCAUGGCCGCUCCUGAGCAGGUGGAGAGGUCAGAUUCAUACAGUGAUUAUGGGCGAGAUGAACCUCCCCCAGAUUUGCCGUCAUUGUUGCUCCAGGGUAGAAUAGUUUAUAUUGGGAUGCCAUUGGUACCUGCUGUCACAGAGCUUGUACUCUCAGAGUUGAUGUACCUGCAAUAUAUGGACCCCAAGAAGCCUAUUUAUCUUUACAUCAACUCUACUGGGACUACCCGUGAUGAUGGAGAGACUGUGAGUUUUCCAUGUCCUUUAUUCUGGUCGCCAUGGAAACUGAAGGCUUUGCAAUUUAUGAUGCUAUGAUGCAAUUGAGAAACGAGAUUCAUACUGUUGCGGUUGGGGCUGCCAUAGGUCAGGCAUGUCUCUUGCUGGCUGCAGGAACUAAAGGGAAAAGGUUUAUGCUGCCGCAUUCAAAAGCUCUGAUUCAACAGCCUCGGGUACCAUCAUCUGGGUUGCUACAGGCCAGUGAUGUUUUCAUUCGUGCUAAAGAGGCGAUAAUACAAAGAGAUAUGCUUGUCGAGCUUUUGGCUACUCACACUGGAAAUCCUGUAGAGACUGUUGCUAAUGUGAUGAAAAGGCCAUUCUACAUGGAUCCUAUAAAAGCAAUAGAAUUUGGCGUCGUUGACAAGAUACUUUGGCGUGGUCAGGAGGACAUUAUAUCUUCACCAGAAGACUGGGAGAAAAAACCCAGGAAUUAGAUCUGAUCAUCUGAUGAUGCUUUUUAAGUUGUUACAAGAAAAGAAAUAGUUGAAUGAUAAUUGCCAUUUUUUAGUUGUGGCUCCUGCUAUUGGCCAUGCUUUCUUGUACGCUUGUGUGGAUCCUAUCAUUCCUAUGGAUUUUGUUUGGUCUUAGCAUUUUGGUUGUAUCUUAGGCUCUGUUUGGAGGAUGUGGAAUCUAGUCUAGGAAUGCUGUUGAUGUUUGAUUUCGGCAUCCCCGGCUUUAAUUUUAAGAAAAUCUUAACGUUCAAAUA